AUGGAGCAUCAAUACAGAUCCUAUAGUGUUGAAUCAACCAGUUUUCUGGAGGACUUGAAUGAUCCAGCGUCUUGCUGCUAUACAGCCGCACAUCCAAAUAUUCAAAACAAUACCAACUUCACUGGUCAUUUUCAGCAGCAAAUGCCUGCUUACUAUGGAUAUGAGUCCAGGUUCAACGUUCCUCAACAACAACCAGUUCGCUAUGACCCUAGGAUGUAUACAAAUCCGCCUUUAGGUUAUUCAAAUCCAGGAUCUCAGUAUGAUUGUAGUAAUAAUCGUCAGCAGUUAGUUGCGCCUAGAUGUGGUACUUAUUAUGAAAGACCUGAACAAGGUUGGCGACAAAACUCUUCCUAUGUUUCACAAACUUACAAUGUACAGCCAGGUGAUGCACGUUUAGUGAGACCUCAUCCUCAUGUUAACGAAGUACAUCCUCAAACUCAAAAUCAGUUUGCAUACCGUGCCCCUAAUGGUCAAAACCUGCCACCAAAGGCAGUAGGUGUCCCAACUUAUGUAAAUGGAAGUAAAGAUUCUGUCUUCCAGCAUUCCAACCAGACACAACCUAGCACCCAAUAUCAUGGUUUGCAAACAGAUCCAGGCUGCUCGUAUAUGCAUAAUGCUGAUUUUAAGUCAAUUCCAAAGGCAGCUAUGCAGAAAGAGGAGUCUAACAGGAUUUGUGAUCGUUUGUCGCAGUUAUACCGUAUGUCUUCUACUUCUCCAUCUGUUCAACAAGAAAUCGCUUUUUUACAGGAGAAGUUGAGGAACUUAGAAUCAUCUGAUGUGGUUCCUGACAAAUCAUCCCUUCAACAAUUCUACGCACCUCAGAAUUGUAAUGAUAGGAUAGUCGAUAAUGCACCACAUUCCUCGCAAAUGAGUUUUAGCCAGACUUCGUCCAUAUACCAACCUCCAAGAUACCUUGGUGACCCCAAAUUAGUCUGUACAAACAACAGUAGUUCCAACCUCCGAUUGGGUUUUGCUCCAAAUGAUGCAAUAAAUAAUCCACUUGAGAGCAUUAAUUCUUCUGCUUGCGUUGUGACCUGCAUUUCAUCUGUACCGACUACUGUCCCAAGUACGUCGUACGCAUACGUUGCACCACAUUUACAAAGUAGUGCUUCGAAUGUAAGUGAAAAUUUUCCUGUUUCGACACCAUGUGGGUAUCCAACUCCUCAAUGCCCACCAGCCAAUCAAACAGCUGCGUCAAACAGUAUCCCUUACUGCUAUGAUGAAAGGACUAUAUCCACAGUAAACAACGCACCUCCUGCACCCAACCAGUUAGGCAACGUUUCGGAUUCCAACCAUAUCACAUCCUCAAACAACAAUAAUGUGAAUUCAUGUAUAACUACAAGUUGUAUGUCUAAUUUUUAUCCGGGAACAAAUGUGUCUAAUGGUUUUUUGGAAAGCUCUGUCCACCAGCAGGGACAGGACUCACUUUCAUCACCAAGUGCAACAUUAGCUCAAAAUAACGUCACCGUUCCCAGUUCUUCGAAUCCACCGAGAAACCACCAAACUUUCGAAGAUUCACAGUUAAAGUCUGGAAACGUUCCUCACGUGCCCACCUGUGUCGUCGGCAACUCUGAAGCUGAUAUUUCCAAAAUGGUGUGUAGCACUCAAAGUGGUGUGUUAGGAUCGGUGGAUACUCACUCGUUCCCACUAACUUUUGAAAAUGCUCAGCAGACUCCUCAUGGGUCUACAAUACAUUAUCGACAAGCAAACGAAAGUCAGCAGCUUGAAAGUGUUCCUGAUACCUCUUACAGUCUGUUCCGUAAAAAUGUCUCAGAGUCGUCAUGUAAUGAUUCUUUGCCAAUUACUCCUGUUAGCUUUUCUCAGUCGUAUCAAAAUUACGGACAGUAUGUUUCGCUGAGUCAAGAUUCUCGACCAAGUAUGAGUGUUGCGAGCCAUUGGAACCAACAUUAUCAAUCGUCACUGAACACAAAUCAGGGAAUCACAGGAGAAAUAAAUGGACAACAUUUACAAACCAUCGCUCCGGCACCACCCUCACAUUCGAUUGUGGUGUCUUGUGUACAGAUGCCUGGAACUCAGUGUAUUGAAAUGAGUAAAUUCAGUGGUUUGGCUGGUAGCGAUGUGUCCUACACACCCAUACUGCCAAAGCCUACUGACUUACAGCCCGUGAAAAAAACCAGAGGUCGUAAACCCUUAAAUCGUGGGAACGAAACUGACAAACAGCGUCAACAAAAACAAAGAAAGGGACAUGAAGCUGAAACCACAGCUAAAGAAGACCAGUCCGACACUACACCGGAUAGAUCUGUUUUCGCAACUCCGACAGCGAAACGUCCACGGGGACGUGCUCCAAAGAAGCCUAAGAUCGACACCGAGACCACUAUUAAUAUAGCUCCAGACCCAUUUGCAAUAGAGGGUGUGGACGACACUUCUGACACAAAGGCUGAUGAAUCUCCCGCUUCAGACUGUAGAAAGCGCCGAGCUUCAAUGCGUCCUGUUGAAGUAAGGAAAAAACGGAAGUAUAGAAAGUCUUUAAAAUUCUCUUCUGACCUGGUGAACGAAUCUUCUAGCACAUUGCAGUCUCCAGAAUUAACGUCUCCAGAUUCCACAAAUGCAACUGAAACGGUAACAAAGGUGAAAGUUGUGCGAGCUAGACCUCGUCCGAAGAAGCGAAGGCCAUUGCCUACCUUAAUAAGACGGAAGAAACGCUCAGCGUUCUAUGGAGAUGAUUCCGGAUCUGAACCGGAAGUAUCCGGUCGUGCUGCAAGUCGGGUCUCUGAGGUUCGACUUCAAUCCACGGGAGUUCAUGACGCGAACAGUAAACGCCGUUCUGAACGACAUACUGGUGAUCGGAAGAGUUACACAGAUGAUUUGGAUCUUAAUCUCACUGACGACGAGACUGAUCGGCAGGACGGUGAAAUGAUCACGUUGAAUGAUACCACUGACGUUGCUGAAGAUGUUGACAAUAAGGUUGUUGAGGCGGUACUUGGUCGGCGAAUCACUAAACGAUUGGUCAAGAAGAUUACUCAGACUGAAAUUAAAUCCACGGAGGAUAAAGAAUCACAAAAUCCCUUAAACACUUCAGAGAAAAAUUCUCAAAUCACUGUAACAGAAGAAGAGGAGGAAGAAGAGGUCGAGGAAUUUUACCUGAAAUACAAGUCCUAUUCUUAUCUUCACUGUGAAUGGCGAGCAUUAGAUGAGAUUAAUGAUCCGCGUAUCCUUCCAAAAAUCAGGCGAUUUGAAAUGAGACAGGCUAAUUCUGCACGUACUGAAGAUGAUGACGUUGUAUUAUUCAAUCCGGAUUAUGUGGAAGUUGAGCGCGUCUUAGACGUCAAAGUGUAUAGUAAUGGCCAUUUAGUGUCUACAGAUAGGCUAGAAAGUAAUGGAGAUUCACAGGACCUUAGAAAAUACACUAAACGACCAAAAGAACGAAAUAAAUUGCGCAGUGUACGUGAAGAGAAAAACAAAAUGAAAAAUGAAACAGUAUCCGGAGAUAUGACUGCUUCACUGACUACGAGCAAUACACAAGAAUCUGUCUCUGAAAUCCACUCAACAACACCGCUCACUGACGACUUUGGCGAUAGUGAAACUAACUCACAAUGCCCUGGUCAGCCGUCAAAUACGGAUGAAAAGGUUGCAGAUGGUAAUCAGAAGACAGAUCUUGAAGUAGACUCCAAAUCUGCGGAUACUGUUUGUCCCAGUCCUUCUGAACAGACAUUAUCUACAGGUGAACAGCAGGACCAGCUUGCUGAUAAAACUGAUGAAAAUACUCCUCCUCCAGCUUUAAAAGAAUGUGAAACAGAUAACAGUCCAUUGGAAACCAGUGUGUUAUCAUCUAGUAACAAGGUGGAGAAGGAUGAUGAAAUAGACCACCAUAAAGAUGAAGAUGAGGACGACGAGGGGACUAGUUCUCCAGUCAACGUGACUUAUUAUCUAGUUAAAUGGCGUUCACUGGCCUAUGAGGAUGCAACAUGGGAAAUGUCGCAGGAUGUUGACCCAGCAAAAGUUAAAGAAUUUCAUAAACGACGCUAUCCGCCAAAGAAUUUUGUUGUGCCACGAGACAGUGAUUACAAGAUUAUUCGACCUGAUCCUACCACUUGGAAACCAAUCGAUUCUAGUACGAUUUAUAAAAACAAUAAUAAAUUACGAGAUUAUCAAGUGGAAGGUGUUAACUGGCUAACAUUCUGUUGGUAUCAUCACCGUAACUGUAUUCUUGCCGAUGAAAUGGGAUUGGGUAAAACAGUGCAAAGUGUAACUUUCCUAUUGGAAAUAUUUAAAGCUAAUGUACAAGGUCCUUUUUUAGUCAUAGUCCCCUUAUCGACUGUGGGUAAUUGGCAAAGGGAAUUUGAAAAUUGGUCAGAUUUAAAUGUGAUCAUCUAUCAUGGAAGUUCUGUCAGUCGUAGUAUGAUUCAACAAUACGAAAUGUUCUAUCGUAAGCGUUCAUCAGGUGCACCAAGACACGAUGUUUACAAAUUCCAUGCAGUAGUCACAACUUUUGAAGUUCUUAUGAAUGAUAUUGAAUUUUUUGGUCAAAUUCAUUGGGCAGCUGCUGUGAUUGAUGAAGCUCAUCGGUUGAAAAAUAAAAAGUGCAAACUUGGCGAAGGUUUACGAUAUUUAGAUUUGGACCAUCGCGUUUUGUUAACCGGAACUCCAUUGCAGAAUAAUGUUGAAGAAUUGUUUGGAUUGCUAAAUUUUCUAGAACCUGAGAAAUUUAAUUGUUCAGCGACAUUUGUUGCUGAAUAUGGUGAACUAAAAACAGAAGAGCAAGUUGAACGGUUGAAAACAGUUCUGAAACCUAUGAUGCUUCGUCGAUUAAAAGAAGAUGUAGAAAAGAGUUUAGCUCCUAAAGAAGAAACUGUUGUCGAGGUGGAACUGACUAAUAUACAAAAGAAAUAUUAUCGCGCAAUUAUGGAACGUAAUUUCUCAUUUCUAUGCAAAGGUUCAAGUACAAAUGCUCCUAAUCUAAUGAACAUAAUGAUGGAAUUACGAAAGUGUUGUAAUCAUCCAUUUUUGAUCAAAGGUGCUGAAGAUGCUAUCCUAUCAGAAGCCCAAUCAAACGAGAAUGCUAUCAACGAAGAUGAUCUAACUUUUCAAACUAUGGUUUAUGCUUCGGGCAAAUUGGUUCUAAUUCAUAAACUCUUGCCUAAAUUACGUGCUGAUGGUCAUAAAGUACUAAUCUUCUCUCAAAUGAUUCGUGUGCUUGAUAUCCUUGAAGAUUAUCUUGUCCAUCAAGGAUUUCAGUUUGAACGAAUUGAUGGGCGUAUUCAUGGGCCACUACGACAGGAGGCUAUAGAUCGAUUUAGUGUUGACCCAGAUAAAUUCGUGUUUUUACUGUGUACCAAGGCUGGUGGUUUAGGAAUUAAUCUGACUGCUGCUGAUGUAGUUAUUAUUUACGAUUCGGAUUGGAAUCCACAAAACGAUCUUCAAGCUCAAGCACGUUGUCAUCGUAUUGGACAACAAAAAAUGGUGAAAGUUUAUCGUUUAAUUACUCGUAACACAUAUGAACGUGAGAUGUUCGAUAGGGCAUCGCUUAAAUUAGGCCUAGACAGAGCAGUUCUCCAGUCUAUGGGAAGCAAAGAAGCUAGACAGGCACAAAUGUCUAAAAAGGAAAUUGAAGAUCUCUUGAAGAAAGGUGCCUAUGGAGCUUUGAUGGAUGAUGAUAAAGCUGGUGAAGAUUUUUGUGAAGAAGAUAUUGAUCAAAUACUUCAAUCCAGAGCUCGUAUUGUGCAGCUGGAGCAGGGGAAAGAAAAUUCCACAUUCUCAAAAGCGACUUUUUCAAUGUCUGAUAACAGAAGUGAUAUCGCAUUGGAUGAUCCUAAUUUCUGGCAAAAAUGGGCUAAAAAGGCUGGCGUUGAUGAGACAGCAUUAGCUAUGAAGGAUCUCAUAGUACAAACUCCUCGUCAACGUCGCCAAACCACUCGUUAUUCAUCGAUUAUGGUCAGUGAACCGCCUAACAUCCCAAGCCCAGCUAGCUUUGACAUGUCUGAUUUUGAUGAUAAUGCGAACUCAAAUAGCUCUGGUGAUGAGACGGUCAUUCACUCCUCAUCUGGACGAGGUCGUUCCCGUCGUAAUCGAAAAAGUUUUCGCCACUCACGAAAACAACAAAAUACUCCAGUUUUAAAGCAAGAGAAGUCGUCUACGAUAAAAGAGUGUGAUACAAGCGCCGCAAAUGAACCAAAUUUAAUUGAACCGCUUGAUCGUGCUGAUCUGUUUCGAGUUGAGCGAUGUUUGCUGACUUGGUCUUGGGGUCAAUGGGAACAAGCUGUCGCAGGCGUUUCUUUUAAACGAAGUAUGCAGCCGUCGGAACUAGCAUAUUUUUCAUGUGCAUUGCUAGACUACACUCUACAUUGUCUACCAUCAAAUUCAGAUGUCCGCGCACGUGCUAUAUGCGAAACUCUUGCCCGUCCGGGUACCUGGAAACUUGAUAUCCACCAGGUAAAUAUUGCUGUGUCUGAAGCGACUUCUAAAAUUAAAUGUUUACCACCGACUACUGCACUAAACAUAGAAUGUGAAAACUUUGAUGGUCCAAUAUCAACUGUAGCUCAAAAUAUUGAUGAUGACUUAUCCGAAGGGAAAAAGCAAACUGAUCUUGCCUUGCCGCCUUCAGAGAUAGUCAGCGACAUCAAACGUGGUUUAGACUCUCCUGUUCUUAGUGAAUACAAUGCAACUGGUAGUCCUGCAGCGGAUGACAUUGCUUUGACUGAUCCUGCAGCUAGUUUAGCGGAAAAGUCGACACCAGAUGAUCCAGAUCAAUUAGAUGACAAAGUUGAAAUCACACUGCCUAUUCACUCAGAAUCGUGUGAACUUGUUGGUAAAAGUGAACUUCCCGAUAAGGAUGAAGAUGAAAUCGAUGAAGAGAGUCAUAUCAAAGUAGAAGGAACUCAGAUAUCUCCAAGGCUUGCAGCAUUCAAACCGGAACUUCUCCUACCAUCUGAAAGCUUCAAAAAACACGUUCAAAGAGCGGGAUCUAGACUUUUAAAUCGGGUUGCUCUUUUAUUCUUUCUGCAAUGUGAUAUCAUCGGAAUCAAAGCUGCUGAAGAUUUGGUAGCAUCUCGUUUAAGCCAUACUGAUUUCAUUGAAUUGGCUUCAAGCUUGCCUCCAUUAGAAGCUCUUGAUUCAGAUUUGCCUGCUCCAUGGUGGGAUUCCUGUUGUGACAAGUGUUUGUUACUGGGAAUUAUGAAACAUGGAUGGGAAAAGUAUACAGCAAUGCGAUUAGAUCCAAAGCUGUGUUUCCGCUCUCGAGCUAUUGAGAUAGUUCAAUCUCAGGCUUCAGCUGUACAGGACGGCUUGAAUGAUAAUUCUAAAGUAACUAAAGAAGCAGAUGACAACUCAGAUUGUAAUCAGGAAACUAAAGUAGACUGCAAUGGAGUACAAGAUUCAGCUGAAUGCGAGUCAGCAGACAAUGCUCAUUCCAUCUUGAAACCAGCUCCAGUUCCUCUUGAAAGUCUUUCACCGAAUGCUGAAACAGCCAUUAAUGAAGCAGAUAGUGUAACUAUGGACAAUGAUAACUUAUCGUGUUCAUCGAACAAAGUUUGUGAAUCUCUCAAAAAGGAUUUGUCGUCUACUCCUAAUGAUGACGAAAGCCAAUUUUCAGAUGAUGUCCUGCUUAGUCUUCCUUUUCCACAAGUUGCAGACUUAAACUCUCGAACUAGGAAAUUAGUCGGGUUUUUCCAACGUGUCAAAAGUCAACUUGAAACUGAUUCUUCACGACAUUUGCCUAAAAUAGAAGUUGAGGAGUCUGUAGUAUGCCCUCCUGUUGUACGAGUGACAGAGGCAAAAGUAUUGAAAUGGACACGUCGAGAGGAGGCUGAUUUCUAUCGCGUUGUAUCAAGCUUCGGUGUGGAAUUCGAUGAAAUACCAUCUGAUACUUCUGCUCAUGCUAUUGCCAAUGAAGACAAUGAUGCUGUUGAAGGGAAAACGGAAGAAAACGACAAAGAGGAAAAAGAAGAAGAAGACGAAAAAGGGGAGAAAGACAAGUGUAAAUCAGAACAUCAGAAUGCCGAUGUUAUGGCAAAGCCGUGUAAACCACUACCAAGAAUAUACAGGUGGACUAAUUUUAGACAGCUGGCUAACUUGAGUCGUAAAUCGGAUCAAGCACUCGUUGAAUACUUUCAUUCUUUUUAUCGAAUGUGUCAACGUGUCUGUAAAAAAGAGCUCACCGAAUUUGCUGAACCUGCUUCUACAAUUGCAACAACCACUACUUCAGGAUCAAGUGAUUUAGGCUGUGAAAUUAUAAUUGAUCCUAUCUCUGAGGAACGUGCUAGUCGUUGUCUUUCACGUAUUGAUCUGUUGGUUCGUAUCCGCAAUCAUAUUCUAAAGCAUCCGCAAUUAGAAGAACGAAUUAAAUUAUGUCAGCCCAGUUCAGAUCUACCGGGUUGGUGGAUACCUGGGAAACAUGAUAAAGAAUUAUUAUUUGCUGCUGCAAAGCAUGGAUUAGCUCGUACUGAUCUUAAUAUUCUUCAAGAUUCAGAUUCCAGCUUCUCACGGAUUGUACAACUGAUUCGUGAUAAGUUAACUCAUGAUCCAGUUGUUACAGACUAUCCUGGAGAUUUAAUUGCUAACCAGGUGACUAGAACGGGCAUUGCAGCUGCUGCAGCUUCAGCAGCUCGAGCAGCUGCUUUUCAAUUAAUGAAUGAAGGGAAUUCUUCUCCGACUGAUGCAUCAUCAGCAUCAACAACAUUAUCUGAUGCAAAUGUAAAUAAAACAGAUUUAACAGACAAAUUGAAAGCCACUGAUAAGUCUGGUAUUCAACCCACUAUAGAUUCAUCUACUCUUUGUGAAUCUAUCAGUGUUGAAGAAGAGAAGAAACCAGAUUCUGAGGCUCCUGAAUUUGCUGUUUUAAAUGAUGCAGUAGCUACUAUUCCAUCUACGGUUGUGAAUACUGAAAGUGGUGAUACACCUUUGGACACUGAUAAUAUUGUAUUAGAAAAAAGUGAUGUUAAAGUCACUGGCAAAGAAGACCAGUCAGAAGCUUCUCUUGUUGGUGGUUUGAGUGGUACGGAUGUCAAUAAAGUUGGACAAGAAUCGGCUGCAGCUGAAUGGUCCAUAAAAUUCGCUACUAACCUGGCUAUUUCAUGGCCUAAAGACAGAACUGUUCAGCAUCGUUUGGAGCUCAUUUGUCAAACAAUAGAAAAUAAUGAAUGGCCAAAUCCUCGUCGUUUCAUUACUCCAAUCACUACUGCAAUUCCUGUUUCAUCGUCAAUGAUAGGCUCUACGCGUGCACAAAUUGAAACAAAAGUUUCUUGUUUAAGUGAUACCCUCCCUCAAAAUUUCCAAAGUUUACCGUUGCCGCGAGAUGCUUACUCAUUGUCGUCGAAUAAUUCUAGAAGAAUUCCAUUGAACACUGCUCAUAUUCCCUUAUCCCGUAAACAAUAUGGUCUACCUGUCUAUUCCUCAGAGAUGGCAUCUAAUCCACUGUCAGUUGAGUCAACAUGUGAUGUACAAUCUUCCAGUUUAACACAGCUAUCAUCUCUUUCAAAUAAUGAGUUAGAUGAUUCACUACAAUUUGAUUUCUCUCUACCUGGAGGACAUAUUAACUCAGUACAGUGUAAGCCAUCUUUACAAGCCUACGAUUCUGAGGCUCAAUUUUCAACUGCCACAAAUAUAGAUUCCAGUGAAUGCAUUUCUACGUCUGUCAACAUUCCAUUAGAUCUAAAAGACAAUCAAUUACCUUUUCCAUCUAAUCCUACCAAUGAGAUUUCUCUUACCGAUCGAAGUCGUGGUAAGACGCGUAACCGAAGUAACCGUACUAAUUCAUUUGGUAAAAACUUAUCUGUCAACCGUGAUAAGUCUGGAUCGAAUUUCGAUUCUGAACAAGAUCAAUCAUCACUGUCUGAUAAUCUCUUGAAGUGUACAACUUCGCAUUCCGAAAACUUUGUACCAGGUUCUAAAGCAAAACCCAUUUCAACACCUAUUACAUUGCCUGAGGAUAUUGAGUUUUCAAUGCCUCCUCCUAGUGUCACAUCUGCACCACGAUCUGCUGUUAGUGCAAACAAUCGUGGACGUAAACGUAAGAAUGAAUCAUCCAAAAAUCAGUCUGAUACAAAUUUACCAUUUUCUAAAGGAGCAAAUAGUUCUAAACGAGAACGUCUUCAUUCAUUGAAAAGUGAUCCAAAUGAUAUUCAAAAAACACCUCAGAAUGCUGAUAUCUGGGAUGUCCGCGUUCCUGUGAUUAGUUUAAUUGACGGUUCUUUAAUCUACGGUGAUCAAGCUCCUGAACGCAGGUCUUUAGAGUCCUGGUUGGAUGCAAAUCCGAAUUACAUGCCAUAUUCUGUGGAAUUAGAGGAUCGGGCAAUUUAUAACCGUGUUGCCAGCGCAAGGGGUCAGGAUACUAGUAAUAUGGAAUCCUUGGCAUAUAAGCAUUACCUAAAUAGUUUACUAGUCAAUGCAGCAGCCGGUUUACAUGGUACCAAUAAUAACAACAAUUUAGCAACGUCUAGUUCUCAAUCAUCAGCUAACACUCAAGUGAAUAAUUUUAACACUCAGCAAUAUUUACAACAACAACAAUUACUGAGCACAUUUGGUGCCUAUGCUCGACAUCCAGCUUAUGCUAGUCUAAUUGCUUCUGCUUUAAAUAACUGGCCGUCAAUUCCAAUUCCAUCUACUGCUUCUCCAGCUGUCACGAAUUCGGUCAGUAGUACUAAAUCACGAGUUUCGGCUACAACUAGUGGUAGUGCAUCAUCUACUUCCCGUUCUUCAAAAAGUCGAUCAAACGGUAAUCGUUCAGAAAAUUCAAAUCGCCGACGUGAUUGUAGUGAAUUAACAGAUUCUUCAUCCCUAUCUUCUCAAGCGUAUUCAUCAUUUAUGCCUGAAAGGAAUUCAAACCACAAUCCAAUUGCACAAGAUAAUCCGUUUCAAAUGUCCACUGGCAAUCAACGCGUAGAUUCAAUGCUAGCGGCUGUUUAUCAACAGGCUGCUGCAAUGAACCUGGCUUAUAUGUGCAAUCCCUUAACUGCUGCAGCUCUCUACAGUCAGAUUAUGCUGUCAUGUUCUGGAGCACCCAACACUCCAGAUGUCGGAUUGCCCAAUAUAAAUUUGGCAUCUAAUGCUACACAUCAAGCCACUUUAGCUUCCUUGUAUGCCAAUUACUUGUUAUCAGCGAAACAGAUGCAACAGAGGCAAGUGAGUCAGUCACCUGGCCAGUGGGAUACUCAACAGCUAUUAAGCUCAUUAGCUGCGACUCUAGCAUCUGCUUGUGGAGGAGGCACUGGAGAAAUAGAUACUGCAGCUCUCUUAUCGAUGUUUGGUGGAGCUGCAAAUAUUUCUCCGACAAUAGGCACAACAUCUACUCCUCUGAAGCAUUCAAGUACGCAACGACGGCCAUGUUCCCAAUCAAUUAAGAGAACUCAUCCUAUUACAAGAUCGCCUCCUCCCGCCUCCGAUUUGAAUAGCUCUGUUGGUUCAGAGCGAGAAACUCAGGAUUCCGGAGAUAUCCGACAAACUGUAUCUUGUAGACAUUCAGAUCAAUCUCAGGAUAAUUAUGAUACUACUACUAAAGAAUACGACGAAAGUCAAUCUAUUUUGGACCUUAGUAAAUGA
Messenger RNA from Trichobilharzia szidati, 11493 nucleotides. The record is from the annotation of a GenBank genome assembly. Lineage: Eukaryota; Metazoa; Platyhelminthes; Trematoda; Strigeidida; Schistosomatidae.